Molecule: messenger RNA, 2238 nt
Organism: Malania oleifera
Lineage: Eukaryota; Viridiplantae; Streptophyta; Magnoliopsida; Santalales; Ximeniaceae
Exons: 5
Coding region: 224-1723 (499 amino acids)
Molecular function (GO): zinc ion binding; nucleic acid binding; RNA-DNA hybrid ribonuclease activity
Source: RefSeq, a predicted model, not a curated record
GAACGAUUGUGAUGAGAAGUGCCAAUCCGACGACUGUGAGCACAGUAGUACCGUAAUUCUGUUGCACGAGCCUAUCUGAUCAUUGUCCGUUCAACUCCUGGUCUCCCACUCCCUGCGGCCUGCUGAUGUGCUUUCCUUUUUCAGUUCAGCUUUCUUUCAUGGCGGUUCUGACCUCUACUCACCAAGCAGAAACAAAAGAGCGGAGCGAAACAAAAUUGACGACAUGGGUUUUGGGUUUUUCCUCCAGUUCUUGCCCAAAAUCUUCAAUGUUCUUGCCUGGCCUUCGUUCAGUUUGCUGUACCCGUUGUAUGCUUCGAUUCGGGCAAUCAAUAGUGGUUCCUGCUCCAACAAUCAGAAGUGUCUCACAUUUUGGGUUUUGUUUUCUGUCACCGCCAUCCUGGAGUUGGCGCUUUCAAAGCUGCUGGAAUGGAUCCCUUUCUGGCCUUACGUGAAGGGCAUGGCUACCUUCUUGCUGGUGAUACGUUGCUUUGACGGUGCUUCUUUUGUAUACAAGCACUUAAGAUCCUACAUUUAUGUGAACACUCAAAACUGUGAUAUCUUACAAUCUCCAAAGAGGAAGGGUUUACAAGAGCCGAAUGUCUUUCUCAAUACAGCGGAGGGAUACAUUGAAGAAAAUGGACCACAAGAAUUGGAGAAACUCAUCGUUUGCCAGAGAAAAUUUGCAGUCUCUGCUUCACAAGUCACUUCAAGGAAAGUUCAGAAGGAAUGGAGUUGUCCUCUAUGUCUGGUGAAUGCUACUAGUGAGAAAUGUUUAAGGCAACACCUACAAAGCAAGAAGCACAAGGUCAAGGAAAAAGAAAUUAAAGCAAAUGAACUAGCAACCAUCACUAAAGUUCAGAAGGAAUGGAGUUGUCCUCUGUGUCUGGUGAAUGCUACUAGUGAGAAAUGUUUAAGGCAACACCUACAAAGCAAGAAGCACAAGGUCAAGGAAAAAGAAAUUAAAGCAAAUGAACUAGCAACCAUCACUAAAGUUCAGAAGGAAUGGAGUUGUCCUGUGUGUCUGGUGAAUGCUACUAGUGAGAAAUGUUUAAGGCAACACCUACAAAGCAAGAAGCACAAGGUCAAGGAAAAAGAAAUUAAAGCAAAUGAACUAGCAACCAUCACUAUAGUUCAGCCCUCUGAAAUGCUGAUGAGGACCAAUGAGUUGGUUUUUCUGGACAAAAUCAGCCAAAUUGUUGAGUUUACUCAAUUGAUUAAGUGGUGUAGAUGGGAAAAGCCUAAGUUUGGGUGGACAAAAUUAAACACUGAUGGUUCAAUAAAUUGUGAGAAUGCUGGUUUUGGUGGUUUAUUACGUGAUUAUCAGGGUGACCCUAUAUGUGCUUAUGUCUCUAAAGCUCCUCGAGUAGAUAUUUUCUUGGUUGAACUGUGGGCUGUAUGGAGGGGCCUCGUUCUUGCAUGGGGUCUAGGCGUUAAAGUACUUUGGGUCGAGUCUGAUUCAAUGAGUGUCGUGAAAACCAUUAACAGAGAGCAGCCAAGUAGUUCAAAAGCUGGUAACUGUUUGAAGCACAUAUGGCAACUACUGACAAAGUUUGAGAAGUACAGAGUUACUCACUCAUGGCGCGAAACUAACAGAGCAGCUGAUUGUCUUGCAAAGAUGGAUCUUAUGGGAAAUGAUGUGGUUUUGUGGCCACCUGAUUUUCCCAGUUGCCUCCGAAAUAUCAUCAAGGAUGAUGCUCAAGGGAAAAUGUAUCGAAGGGUGUGACCUGUGUUUCCAAAGUCCAAACUGAAAAGAAAAUUUGGGUUUUGGGCACGUUGGGAUUGUGUAUGGGUGGGGAUUGGGAGCAAAAAUGACCGUUAACCAGACAAAUUGAAAAUGUUCAGCGGUUUGAAAAUUUGUCCAGACAAUUGGGCUUUGUGGGAGUUUCGGAUUGUAAUAUUGCAUAUAGGUCUUACAGCAGAGAUGGAUAGAGCUCCUCUGGGUUGGUCAUCUUCUACUCUGCUUGUAGCAUGUCGGCGACCUUGGACCUGCACUUUUGAGGAGUGGAAUCAAGCAAUGUUUUAACAGCUUUUGUAAUAAUUUUCUGAUGGGCAACUAAGAAACGGGAACCAUGUGUUUAGCAUUGCUAUGUACCGACCAAAUCUAUAUUUAGAACCAUUUUAUCAGUUUGUUUGUGUGUACAUGUUAUUGGGGGAAUUUGAGUAGAUGCAGUGUUGAUUAGAGCUGAAGUAGCCUUACUUGUCCUUUGGAUCUACUCAAGAUAUUUGAUCGAUUGUUUA